Prorocentrum cordatum is the source of this 1093-nucleotide messenger RNA. The record is from the annotation of a GenBank genome assembly. NCBI's taxonomy places the organism in Eukaryota, Dinophyceae, Prorocentrales, Prorocentraceae.
AGCCAUUUCGGCUCAAGUUUUGGCUUGGGCUCCUUUAAGUGACCAGAGGCUCCCGCCCGCCCCUCAGCCCGCGCCGAGCUCUGCUGCCAUGGCGCCCCGGCGGCCCAUCCUCGCGUGCGCGCUGGCGGCCGCGGCCGUGGCCCUGUGCCGCAGGGGCGCCGGCUUCGUGGGCUCGCCCGCGCCCAGCUGCCAGCGCGGCGAGCGCGUGGCCGCGCGCGUGAGCGCGGAGUACCUGGAGCGCUGCGGGCCGAAGGACGCGGAUGUGGCGUUCGACGCCUCGGCCGCCACUGGCCCGGGCCCCACCGUCACCUACAAGAAGCGCCCCUUCGGCAUCCUGCGCUACCAGCCGGGCAACGGCAUGAAGGGCGCGAUGGCCAUGGAGGUGAUCCCGGUGUCCCGGUACCCUGGGGACCCCCAGGGCCAGGCGUUCUCCGCCGGCGUGGCGGGCGGCAUGGUGGUGAAGUCCAUCGCUGGCGCGGAGGUGUUGACGGAGGACUUCGGCAAGAUCAUGGACCUGCUCGACGACGAGGUGGCCGACCCGCGCUUCUCGAAGUCCACCGCGCUCGCCCUGGAGAAGUUGGGGAGGAAGGCGGACGCCGUGGAGCCGCCCAUCGAGGUGGUCUACGCGACCGUACCGGGCUACGUGUACGCGGGCGCCGAGAUGAAGGCGGACGGCCAGGACGGCUUCGCCCGCUGAGCCCUCGCGGGCCGCAGGGCGACUGCCUGCCAGCGCCGGUCGUGAUUAAGAUUAUCGCCACCAAUCUUUUCGGCGCCCCAGCGCCUUUCUUUAACAUGACCGCCUUCGCUUGCGCUCAGUUGUGAAAGACCACGGGCGGCAGUGAGCGAACUUUGAAAGCACGACAUCCCGCCCUCCCAUCCUCAAUUUUUCUGCACAACCCAUGCGGCCGCGGUUGUGCUGAGUACUUGGCACUGGUUGGAUCUCUGCGGCUGCGCUAGCGCGCGCAAGCUCGCGCGCGGGUGCCACGUAUGGGGGUGCAAGCUAUGCGCUGCGACCUAAGGCUAGCAAUCAAUGUGGUGCAGUCUAUGUUGAGCAAGUUCUGUGUUCAGUGUUGUUUUAGGCAGUCUAUGCGGG